Molecule: messenger RNA, 1414 nt
Organism: Planococcus citri (citrus mealybug)
Lineage: Eukaryota; Metazoa; Arthropoda; Insecta; Hemiptera; Pseudococcidae
Exons: 7
Coding region: 1-1338 (445 amino acids)
Biological process (GO): transmembrane transport; heme export
Cellular component (GO): membrane
Molecular function (GO): heme binding; heme transmembrane transporter activity
Source: RefSeq, a predicted model, not a curated record
AUGGAACCUCCAGCUCCAGAGAACAUGGUGAAUACAGCAGAUCACAAAUUAUACAAACGACGCUGGCUGAUGUUACUAUUGUUCGUAAUUUACGCAUUCAACGGUGCCUUGCAAUGGACUCAGUUCACGACUAUUAAUAACCUGGUGACAAAAUACUAUAAUGUGAGUACAACGCAAGUCGAAUGGACAGCAAGUGUAUUCAUACUUUCAUUCAUAAUACUCGCCAUACCAUCUUUAUACUUGAUCGACCUGAUGGGAGUUAGAUACGUAGUGAUUCUGUCAGCUUUAGGAAUCGCAGUAGGUAAUUGGAUGAAACUAUUUUCAGUGGCACCGGAUCGGUUUUACCUUGCUUUCAUAGGACAAUGUUGUUCCGCUUCUUUCUUGAAACUGACUUACGGGUUAUUCGGUCGUUUCACUGCUAUUUGGUUCGGAGCUGAUGAAAUCUCGACAGCUGGAGUUCUGGUUGUGUUGGGUGAUCAUCUUGGGUCAGCGUUUAGUUACAUUCUGCCAGCCAUUAUGGUCGACGAUGGUUCCGAAGAAGUCAUUGGUAACGGAUUGAGAAACAUGUAUUUGAGUGUAUCGAUAUCUUCAACUGUGAUAUUUUUUUCAAUUUUAUUCUUUCUCCAAACGAAACCGAAAAUACCUCCAAGUAUUGCACAAGUCAAACAGAAACAAGUGAAGAAAGACAAAAUACUUUCAGCUUUGGGUAAAAUGAUGAGAAAGCCAGCAUUUUUAUGGUUCAUACUUUCUUUCGGAUUGAAUUGUGCAACUUCGACGAGCGUUGCCAUUUGUUUGAAUGAAAUAAUCGUCACAAAUUUUCCAGAUGCAACUUCCAAGGAUGUUGGAAACAUUGGUUUCGUGAUGAUGUUCGUUGGAAUUUUCGGUUCACUACUCGUUGGAAAAAUGUUAGAUAAAACGAAACUAUUCAAAGAAUACUCUAUAGUAUUAACUAUUUGUACGACUAUUUCGAUGAUUGCAUUCACAUGGUCUCUGAAAUCUGGCAAUGUUUUAUUCGUAUACGCUGCCGCACUACUCAUUGGAUUUUUUGUAACAGGAUAUUAUUCCAGCGGAAUGCAAUUAGGAAUAGAACUCACGUAUCCUAUACAUGAAGAAAUUUCAACGACGAUUACUUUCCUUUCCGGCGCAUUGUUUUCGUUAAUAACAACCGUUGCAUAUGGUUACAUGAUCAAGAUUUAUGGUGACCUGAUCUCUAAUAUCGUAAUGAUCGUAUUGAACAUCAUAGCGGUUGUAGCCACGUUAUGUAUUAAAGUUGACUUGAAACGACAACGAGCUGAAAAUGAACCAAAGGCCAGCGAAUUGAAAGAAUUUAUAAAAUGAUGUAAAUCUUACGCAAACACUCAACUCAAACAAAUUGUAACUUUUUGAAACGAAAAUGAAAAAUGAUUAAUCUGGC